Molecule: messenger RNA, 2294 nt
Organism: Mugil cephalus (flathead mullet)
Lineage: Eukaryota; Metazoa; Chordata; Actinopteri; Mugiliformes; Mugilidae
Gene: tars2
Product: threonyl-tRNA synthetase 2, mitochondrial
Exons: 18
Coding region: 102-2171 (689 amino acids)
Biological process (GO): threonyl-tRNA aminoacylation
Cellular component (GO): cytoplasm
Molecular function (GO): ATP binding; threonine-tRNA ligase activity
Source: RefSeq, a predicted model, not a curated record
ACGUCACCGGUGCUUCCGGUGUUAUGGCCGCUUGCAGCAGCGGGGACAGUAAUGUUGAUUGAGAGGAGGUGACCAUGUGUGUUUAAGCAGGUGUUGUUAGGAUGGCGUUAACGAGGUUGUUUUUGCUCGUUAUCUGUCGGUCGGCAGCUCGCGCGUCAGUCCGGAGGUACAGCCAGGUGUCCCCAGCUUUAUCUGAGCGGCUGCGGAUCUUUGAGUCACUCAAGGAAAGACGAGGCCAUAACAAGAGACAUGAAGCUGCAGAAAGGCCCCUCAGUAUCCAACUGGCUGAUGGCCGGACAAUAAAAGGAACAGCUGGUGUCACGACGCCCCUGGUUGUGGCCAAGAGUGCGCGGGUGAAAGGCGCACUAGUGAGCAAGGUGAAUGGAGAGCUGUGGGGGCUCAGUCGACCCCUAGAGGCAGAUUGUGAACUGCAACUACUGGGCUUUGAUACAGUUGAGGGAAAACAGGCAGCAUGGAGGACAGGAGCGUGUGUCCUGAGUAGUGUCUUGGAGGGGACAUUUGGCGCAGAGGCGUGCAGAGAAGGAGCAACACAGUUCGGCCUUUUCAGUGACCAUCUGCCGGACAGCAGCCCCUUGUCUAUGAGCGAUGUGGAGGCCAGGUGUAAGGAGGUGGCAGCCCUCAAACUUCCUUUGUCCGGACUAGAGCUGAAUACAGAAGAGGUCCGAGAGCUGUUCCAGAACAGUAAGCUGAGGCUGCAGCUAGUUGAAGAGCAGAUGAAGGAGGCCACUGUCGCAGCAUACAGGUGUGGAGACAGUAUAGCGGUCUGCAGCGGACCCCUCCUUCCACACACAGGCUUCCUCAAAGUCUUCAAGAUGCUCCAGCUUACCCCCCUGACGCUGGCCAAUCAAACGGAGUCCACCGGUUUGAAACGUCUGCUAGGUGUUGCUUUUCCGGGAGAGAAGGACAAAGAGGAGUGGGAGCAAAUGCUGGAGGAGGCGAGGAGUAGGGACCACAGGCGGAUUGGGGUGGAGCAGGAGCUGUUCUUCUUCAAUGAAGUCAGUCCAGGCAGUUGCUUCUUCUUGCCGAAAGGAGCCCACAUCUACAACACACUCACUGACUUCAUUAAGAGCGAAUACCGAAGACGAGGCUUCCAGGAGGUCGUGACCCCGACCUUGUACAAAACGGAGUUGUGGGAGCGCUCGGGCCACUGGGAGCACUACAGCGAGAACAUGUUCACCGUGAACUCCGAGGGCUCUCAGACCUACGCUCUCAAACCCAUGAACUGUCCUGCGCACUGUCUCAUGUUUGAGCACCGUAAUCGCUCAUGGAAGGAGCUCCCUGUGCGAUGGGCUGACUUCGGGGCGCUGCAUCGCGAUGAGUACUCAGGGUCUCUGGGAGGUCUCACUCGCGUUCGCCGGUUCUGUCAGGACGACGCGCACAUCUUCUGCACACCCGAGCAGCUGGAAGCGGAGAUUUUGUCUUGUUUGGACUUUGUGAAGACCGUCUAUCAAGUGUUUGGGUUUUCCUUCCACUGCCUGCUGUCUACGCGUCCUACGCCGUGCCUCGGGGAGCCCGAGCAGUGGGACCACGCCGAGCAGCAGUUGGAGAGGAGUCUGCAGCAGUUUGGUGAACGGUGGGAGCUGAACCCAGGGGACGGAGCCUUUUACGGACCAAAGAUUGACAUCCAGAUCAAAGAUGCAAUUGGCAGGCAGCACCAGUGCGCUACACUCCAGCUGGACUUCCAGCUGCCAAUCAGGUUUGACCUUCAAUAUGUCGGACAAGACGGAGAGUUUCACAGGCCGGUGAUGAUCCACAGAGCUGUGCUGGGAUCACUGGAGAGAAUGAUCGCUAUACUGGCUGAAAACUUUGGAGGGAAAUGGCCGUUUUGGUUGUCUCCAGCUCAGAUCAUGGUCGUUCCUGUUGGGGGCAGCAGUGAGUCAUACAGCCGAGAGGUGGUCCAGCAGUUCCAUGAAGCCGGCUUCAUAACUGACUUGAGUGCAGAUAUGGGAGAAACUUUGAAUAAGAGGAUUCGCUCUGCUCAGGUGGCCCAGUACAACUACAUAUUUGUGGUGGGGGAUAAGGAGCGUGAUACUGGGUCUGUGAAUGUGAGGACCAGAGCGGGUAAACAGCUGGGAAAAAUGUCGACAGAAGAGGCGCUGGCGGCCCUCAGACGACUACAAGAGACCAGGAGCAACCAAGACGGGUUUUGAUGAGGAAGUCCUGGAAAUAAGGAGUAACUGAAGUAAUAAAUACAGUUGUUUUACACGUUGUUAAACACUUGUCUUUGUCUAAAGAUUUGGCUGGUAAAAAUGAUAAUAAACGUAAGAAAUUUA